AUAUAGGUCUAUGUGGUAUAUGUGGUUUCUCACUUGCUAAUGCACAAUAGUCAUUAAUUACAUAGUGGUAGCGCUACAGCAUUCAUUCCUGUGCACGUGCGAUUAUACUCAAUUCAAUAAUUAUUUUGAAAACUGAUUUGUAAAUAAAAUGGGAACGAAAAAGGUGAAGAUCAGUGCUGUGAAACGUAGUGCACAUCUAAAAUCUAAGAAGACCCCACUUACUAAGCAGCAACAACACAAAUUAGCCCAACAAAAAGCAGCUAAGGAUAGAAAGCAAAAUAUAUUCCGACAGAAGGCGAAAAAACGUGAACAAUUGCCACAAAAACGAAAACAAAAAGCUGAUAUUUACAAUGAUCCACUUGAUAAUGACGGUGAUGAUGAGGAUCCAUCUGAAUUGGUUAAUAACAUAGCAGACAUGUUGGACGGUGAUGACUUAGAAUAUUUACAUGAAAAAGGUUUAAAUAAGCAACGAAAACGAAAGAAUGCUAUUGACGUUGCACAACAAAAGGAAUCUGUUGGUUUGGAAAAAGCUUACACAAGCAAAGCAGUAGAGGAUAAUGAAACGAAAAAAGUCAAAAUCAAUUUAUUGCCCAUAAAAAGUCGUGAUGGGCAAAUCAUAACUCGUACUGCCGAGGUGGACUACAUACCAAAGGCAAAGAUAAAACGUGGAGAUGAAGAGGACGAAGCAGAAGUAGAUGAAGACGAUGAUGAUGAUGACAACGUUGCUUAUGAGGACAGCGACGAUGAUGUAGUACAUGAUAUAGGCGAAGACCGUGCACUUCCUGAGCCAGAAAAAAAGCUGAUAUCCACUACUGAUUUGCUAAUAGCGCGUCAACAGGAAAUUGAACGUCAAAAAUACCGCAUUGGUAUAAUUUGUUCCGGUUUACUAGAAAAACCAGAAGAUAAAAUGCGAAAUUUUAACGCUCUCUAUGAGCUGAUGGAAGAGACAAAUGCAGCCGGGACCCCAAAUCUACUAACUGUACGAAAAUUGGCCAUACUGUCGGUGACGGAAAUAUUUAAAGACAUUUUGCCUGAAUAUCGCGUAGGUCAAGUAGACACUAAGAUGCAAACAGUUCGCAAAGCCACUCUGGAACGUGUUACAUAUGAAAAUGCGUUGCUUCAACAAUUUAAAAAAUUUUUGCAAAAACUUGAAAAGCUUACAGCUAUAGUGAAUAAACGUGGGCAGGGACGUGUAACCCCACAGGCUAUUAAAAUGGCUGAGGUGGCUGUGCAAAGUAUGUGUGAUAUACUCAACGCGCAUCCAUACUUCAAUUAUGUGCAAAAUGUUGCACAACUUUUGGUUUACAUGUUGAACUGUAACUAUGAGAACAUGCGUGAAGCAAUCAACAAAUGCUUCCGAACAUUUUUCGCAAAUGACAAGAAACUAGAUAUGACACUUUUCAUUGUGAGGCGCAUUAAUCAUCUUAUAAAGACUAAACUCCCAAAUGUGCAUGUUGAAUGCAUUACUUGCUUACUGUCAUUAAAGAUUAAAAACGUCAAUUUGGACGCUGAGAAAGAGAAUGAGUUGAAACAAAAAAAGUUAGAAGCGCAUAGACAACGUUUGAUGAGCUUAUCAAAGAAAGAGCGCAAAAGACGAAAGAAAUUGGUUGAAGUUACCAGAGAAUUGGAUGAGACGCGUGCCGAAGAAAAUAAGCAAACAAAACAUUACAAACUAACGGAAAUUACGAAAAUGGUUUUCACAAUAUACUUCCGAAUUUUGAAAAACGAUCCAACAUCAAAAGUGCUGAGUGCCAUUUUAGAGGGCUUAGCCGAGUUUGCUCAUGUCAUCAAUUUGGAUUUCUUCUCUGACCUCAUCGAUGUGCUGAACCGCAUAUUGGAAGAAAUGGAUCUCGGUUAUCGUGAACAAUUAUACUGUAUAAAAACGAUUUUCGUUAUACUCUCUGGUCAGGGUGAAGUGCUGAACAUUGAUCCAAUACGUUUCUAUCAACACUUCUACAAAAAUCUGCUCACUGUGCACGCCGGUAAAAAUCAUGAAGACUACCGCAUCAUACUCAGCACUUUAGACGAAGUUUUGGUGAAAAGAAGACGCAAUAUGAGCCAGCAACGCUUGAUGGCGUUUAUAAAACGUUUGCUCAUGCUUAGCCUGCAUCUCUUGCAUCAUGGUACACUAGCGACUCUUGGCACAAUAAAAACGACUUUUCAAUUAACAUCGGUACUAGACGUUUUACUUGAUACGGACACUAGCGUAGGAUCAGGUAAUUAUGAUCCAGAAUUGGAAGAUCCCGAGUAUUGCAAUGCCUCAAGCACGGCGCUUUAUGAGUUGACCACGCUGUCGCGCCAUUACCAUCCAACGGUACGUAAGAUGGCUACACACAUUGCUAAUGGCGUACCAGCGUCUGGAGAAGGAGCCCUGCCUACCGAAAUUGGUAAACUCACCUCACAUGAACUCUACGAUCAGUUUAAUAGCACACAAAUGGUGUUCAACCCAGUUAUACCGGUGCCGAAGAAGACUGAUCCAAAAAUUAAAAAAGGCAGAUAUCAAUUUAUCAAUUCUGAUUUCAAACCCUUUUGCAAAAGCUUUUUAGAAGAAGGAACAUCAUUGAAUAAGUCAAAAAAAUCUAAAGGUUAUCAAUGUUUUAAUUUUUAUGAUGCUUUUGUCAGUAAUUGUUAGAUUAUCAUAAAUUUAAUAAAAAAAAAUGGUUUUGUAAUACACGGAUUAAUAAAAAAUAUCAAUUACAUAAAAUGGUAGAUUGA
Messenger RNA from Zeugodacus cucurbitae (melon fly), 2715 nucleotides. It is a transcript of the gene Noc3, whose product is annotated as nucleolar complex protein 3 homolog. The transcript has 5 exons. Gene Ontology annotation, cellular component: nucleolus. NCBI's taxonomy places the organism in Eukaryota, Metazoa, Arthropoda, Insecta, Diptera, Tephritidae. Gene Ontology annotation, molecular function: chromatin binding. The record is from RefSeq and is a predicted model, not a curated record. Gene Ontology annotation, biological process: DNA replication initiation. Bases 149 to 2632 code for a protein of 827 amino acids.